GGAGUGAAAAUGUGGCUAUGAACAACAUACCUAUAAUGAAAUCAAAAUAAAUAAAUUUGAUUUCAGAGAGAGAAUAGCCGCUGACCAUCCAAUACUAGAAUGUAUUAUUUUAUAUGAUAAUAACAUUAUUAUUCAAAGUAAAAUACAUUUUGAUCAAUCACACACGCUCCCUUUACAGUUGACGUGAAGAGGGCGUGGCUAAAGCCACUUUAUACUACGCGCCACAUCCGUACAUCCGAUUACGUGUACGAUGACGUAAGUGCACAGGCAGACCGGAAGUGUGUUGGAUUUUCGAACACUUCCUCCUGCUCGUCUCUGCCUUGUCUUCUUCUUCUUGUUUUUAAUAAUCCCUCUAAGAGACCUAAACGCGUACCUGUGCGCGUGGAUUCUGCAGGAGGAGCACCGGGCUGUCAUGGCGGGGCUGAGGCGCGUGUAGAAGAAGCCAAACUGGACCGAAGGCACCAUGAGGUGACGUCUGUGACAUCUUGAAUUAUUCCCCCCCCCCCCCCUCCUCCACUGGGACACAUGGCGAGGAUCUCCUCCUCCUGCCUGCCGGCCUCCUGGUACUGCAGCGUGUCCCUGCUGUCUCUGGGCUGCGCCCCCAGGCAGAGGCUCCUGCUGCUGCUCCUCAUCGCCUCCGCCCUCCUCCUCCUGGGAACCUACCAGAGGCGCCUGUGGGGCCCGGCGCCGCGGCGCCCCGGCUCCCGGAUCAACAAAUACCUCUCCAUCGCAGAGUCCAUGGAGGUCACCGACGUCUCGGACCCGGCUCUGAACUACGGCGUCGUGGUGGACUGUGGCAGCAGCGGCUCUCGGGUCUUCGUGUACUACUGGCCCCCCCACAACGGGAACCCCCACACGCUGCUGGACAUCCGGCAGAUGAGGGACCACGACCGCAAGCCCGUCGUCAAGAAGAUCAAACCCGGUAUCUCCACCUUGGCGACGGCGCCGACGCAGGCCAGCGACUACCUCCACCCUCUCCUCCACUUCGCCGCCACCCACGUCCCGCGCAGCAAGCACAAGGAGACGCCGCUCUACAUCCUGUGCACCGCCGGCAUGAGGCUGCUGCCCGAGAGCCAGCAGGCGGACAUCUUGGAGGACCUGGUGACCGAUGUCCCCCUGGAGUUCAACUUCCUGUUUUCCCGCUCCCACGUGGAGGUCAUCUCCGGGAAGCAAGAAGGAGUGUACGCAUGGAUCGGCAUUAACUUCGUGUUGGGCCGCUUCGACCAUGCUGAUGAAGAAGACGCGACAGUGGAGGUGACGACGAGCGCUCAGAACCAGCAGCCAAUGAGCAGGCGCCGCACCGUGGGCAUCAUGGAUAUGGGCGGAGCCUCGCUGCAGAUUGCCUACGAGGUGCCGAGCGCCAUCACCUUCAGCUCGCCACAAGAGGAGGAGGCGGGGAAAAGCGUCCUGGCCGAGUUCAACCUGGGCUGCGACGUGGAGCACACGCAGCACGUGUACCGGGUCUACGUGGCCACCUUCCUGGGCUUCGGGGGCAACAUGGCCCGGCAGCGCUACGAGGACCGCCUGCUCAACGGCACCGCGGCAAAGAACAGGCUUCUGGCGUCGCGGACGGGCCUGAGCGAGGACCAGCCGUACCUGGACCCCUGCCUGCCCGUCAGCGCGUCCGACACCGUCGUCAGGGACAACCGCACCGUGUACCUGAGGGGCCAGGGCGACUGGGGGCGCUGCCAGGAGGCCGUGCGACCUUUCCUGGGUCUCCGCAACGGCACCAUGUCGCCCGGGGGCGUCUACCAGGCUCCCAUCAAUUUCAGCAACAGCGAGUUCUACGGCUUCUCUGAGUUCUUCUACUGCACGGAGGACGUCCUGAGGCUGGGGGGGCCGUACGACAGCCACAAGUACUCCAGGGCCGCCACGGACUUCUGCCUCACCAAGUGGUCCGUCCUGCAGCAGCGUCUGGACAGCAAGCUCUUCUCCCAGCAGGCCGACCUCAGCCGCCUCAAGUAUCAGUGCUUCAAGUCGGCCUGGAUGUACGAGGUGCUGCACUCCGGCUUCCGCUUCCCCCCUGACUACCAGAACCUGAAAACGGCCCAGCUGGUCCACGACAAGGAGGUCCAGUGGACUCUGGGAGCCAUCCUCUUCAAAACCCGAUUCCUGCCCCUCAGGGACCUGCGGCAGGAGGUGCUGAGGCAGAACCACCCCAGCUGGCUGCGCUCCUCCUUCGUCUACAACCACCACCUGUUCUCGCUGUGCAUCCUGGUGGUGCUGCUCGCCAUCCUGCUCCACAUCCUGCGCCUGCGGAGGAUCCACCAGCGCGAGCAGCGGCAGGCCGACACGCUCAACCUGCUCUGGGCCGAGGAGGGGGAGGCCCUCCUGCCCUGAGCGCCCGGGGGCGGGGGGGCUGGAGAGGUUGUUGUUGGUUGUGGCAGCUUGACACCGGGGAGACGUCCUCUGUGUCCCUCCUGGGGAGGGACGGGGAUCCACUCGGCACAGCAGGCACUCAACAACGUUCUGCUUCUUGUGUCUGAGGAAACCUUUUAAAUGAUGUUUUUAUCUUGUUAUUAUGUUGGUUAGCUGUUGGGAGCUUAGCCUCUUAGCAUGCUAACUGUCACUAAAUGUUAAUUUAGCCUCUUGUGAUUUCCAAAGGACAAUUUCACCUUUUCUUUUGUUGUGGGAAAGUUUGUAUUUUCCCGAGGAUUAUUUUCCAGAUGUGUCGUUCCCGGAGCAUCGUCAGAACAUUCCCUGAUUUGACGAUUGAACGCCAGUUGUUGGGGGGGGGGGGCAAAGAUGCCCCUUUUAGGCCGGAUUUUCACUCUCAAUGCAAUAACUUCUUGAAUAGAGAGCGUGGUUCGUAAUGUCGGACGCGGUUGCUGAAAUCGACAUUUAUGAGGGGAAAAAGCCACAAAAAAAGCAUUUAAAGCUGUAACUGAAGCCAGUUGUUUUUUCUUACGCAACAUGUACAGAUGUGCUGACUGUACAGAUGUGCAGAUGCAAAGAAAGCAUGACGAUGCAAAAGUGAGAAGCAGCAGAUGAAGCUUCCAGUCGAAUGACGCAUUGAUCCCACCGUGGGAAGGUUUUCUACAGUGUGUGUGUGUGUGUGUUCUCACACACACACACACACACACCUGUGUCUCCUGUUGGCGGAGACACUGAUGCGUCCCGACACUCACCUGUCAAACUGUCCCUGUGUGUUUGUCCUCGUCUCCUCUUCCUCAGUCCUGCAGUGUCUUCACUUUUAAAUGGUGACAGCUUUUUUUCUAUUUUUUUUUAAACCACGCAUUCCCCUCACUUGACCUUUGACCUCUCUCUGAUGGGUCGUGGUUGAGUGGGUCCUUCCAGAGCUGGGCAUGGUGCAAUGUUUAACUGUGAUGAAGGUACCUUUCUAACAUCAGUGUGAAUAGAAUCUAUUCCAGUCCAAUAAAGGAUCCUUUUCGUUAUAAAGCAUCAGCCUCGAGUUCUUUUGAGCCUGUAACUGUGUCCACUGCUUAUUGACCCGGUCCGACCUUUGGGUCCGACCCUUGGGCCCGUGACACCAUCCUCGUGUCAUCGAAGGGAGCAGUGCAGUCUGCAGACCCCCACUGAUCCAACACCUGGAAACAUCAGCACAGAACACGGGCAGCAGGUUCCUGAGGAGACGUCAGAAGGUUUAAAGCCACACGGAGACGCUUUUAUUUUAAAAAUAUACUUUUAAUACAACAGCUGCGUAUAAAUAUUAAAAUAUACAUUAUACAGGUGUACAGGACACUCACACAAAACAAAAUAUUAGGCUUCUAUUUGUACGGCACUUGUAUUUUUUUAUUUUUUUUUUGUAACUAUUUUCUUAAAGGUAACUUACGAUAAAGGUGUGUGUUA
Pungitius pungitius (ninespine stickleback) is the source of this 3810-nucleotide messenger RNA. Its product is annotated as ectonucleoside triphosphate diphosphohydrolase 7-like. The record is from RefSeq and is a predicted model, not a curated record. Gene Ontology annotation, biological process: UDP catabolic process. The transcript is spliced from 14 exons. Gene Ontology annotation, molecular function: UDP phosphatase activity; GDP phosphatase activity. Gene Ontology annotation, cellular component: Golgi apparatus. Lineage: Eukaryota; Metazoa; Chordata; Actinopteri; Perciformes; Gasterosteidae. Bases 526 to 2340 code for a protein of 604 amino acids.